GAUGUGACCCUGCAGCCAACCCCAGCUAUAACAUAUCGUACAAUUGGUGGAAUUUUAGACUUUUUCAUUAUACUGGGUACAACUCCAGAAAGUGUAGUUCAGCAAUACACCAAACUCAUAGGACACCCUGUAAUGCCAGCCUAUUGGUCUCUUGGUUUCCAAUUAUGCCGCUAUGGAUAUAACAAUGACAGUGAAAUAGAACAACUAUAUAAGGACAUGGUGGCAGCCCAGAUUCCUUAUGAUGUGCAGUAUGCUGACAUUGAUUACAUGGAGAGGCAAAUGGAUUUCACCUUG
This is a messenger RNA of Staurois parvus, 294 nucleotides long. NCBI's taxonomy places the organism in Eukaryota, Metazoa, Chordata, Amphibia, Anura, Ranidae. The record is from the annotation of a GenBank genome assembly.